AUGGAGCUCACUCGUAGGCGGUCUCGUCUUGGUGACUUGGCAGAUAAUUUGAAACUAGAUGUGAGAGCUCAUCAGAGAACGUACGAGGGAGCAUAUACAAGGACGGCCAUAUCGUGUCUCUCGUUUUCCAUUGUCAUGAUCAAACUCUUCUCCUCGGAGUUUCUUCCCAUUGGCACUGUCUAUACUGUCUAUGGCUGCUUGCUAUAUUUCAUUGGUGUGUUCAAAGCUGCUACCGUGGACACUUACUAUGAUGCAGAGAAUGAUAUGGAGGAGUUCAAGACCGCCGGCGAUCUGGUUCUUCUUCUCACAGGCAUAAGUCUUGCCUCGUAUGUAGCCAUGCUUGUGUUGGUACUUAGACUCUAA
This is a messenger RNA of Candidozyma auris, 363 nucleotides long. RefSeq lists its product as uncharacterized. NCBI's taxonomy places the organism in Eukaryota, Fungi, Ascomycota, Pichiomycetes, Serinales, Metschnikowiaceae. The record is from RefSeq and is a predicted model, not a curated record. The transcript has a single exon. Bases 1 to 363 code for a protein of 120 amino acids.